CGCUGGCUCCAGCUCGGCUCAGACAAAAGGCGGCGGCGGGAGCGGGCGGGAGGCGGAGCGGCGCCGCGAGGGCCUCAAGGUGACACCCGCCCCCGGCCCCGGCCCCCCCGGCCCGGCCCCCCCAGCCUGCCCCCCACCCCCAGCCCUCAGCCCAUUACUCCCGGUGCCCUUCCCGGGCCCCCUCCCCCCGGCGGGGGGUGGGGAGCAGCGAGGGCCCCGCCCCCUCCCGUCCUCUCCCCAGGGCCGGCGCAGGAUGCCCUCGGCCCCUGGCAGCCCCCCGGGAGGUCCUGAGCUUGACGCGCCCCCUCUACGCCAUGUCCCCCCCUGGCUCGGCCGCGGGAGAGAGCGCCGCCGGCGGCGGCGGCGGCGGUGGCGGCCUCGGGGUCCCGGAGGAGCUCACGGCGGCGGCGGUAGCUGCGGCGGCGGCGGCGGACGAGGGCCCCGCCCGAGAGGAGCAGCGUCCCAUCCAGCCCUCUUUCACCAAGUCCCUCUGCCGUGAGUCCCACUGGAAGUGCCUCCUGCUCUCGCUGCUCAUGUACGGCUGCCUGGGGGCAGUGGCCUGGUGCCACGUCACCACAGUGACGCGACUCACCUUCAGCAGCGCCUACCAGGGCAACAGCCUCAUGUACCAUGACAGCCCCUGCUCCAACGGCUAUGUCUACAUCCCCCUGGCCUUCCUGCUCAUGUUGUAUGCCGUCUACCUGGUGGAGUGUUGGCACUGCCAAGCCCGCCAUGAGCUGCAGCACCGUGUUGAUGUGAGCAGUGUGCGGGAGCGUGUGGACCGCAUGCAGCAAGCCACGCCCUGCAUCUGGUGGAAGGCCAUCAGCUACCACUAUGUCCGCCGCACCCGCCAGGUCACCAGAUACCGCAACGGAGACGCCUAUACCACCACCCAGGUUUACCACGAACGCGUCAACACGCACGUGGCGGAGGCCGAAUUCGACUACGCACGCUGCGGCGUCCGCGACGUGUCCAAGACGCUAGUGGGGCUGGAGGGCGCGCCGGCCACGCGGCUGCGCUUCACCAAGUGCUUCAGUUUCGCCAGCGUGGAGGCCGAGAACGCGUACCUGUGCCAGCGCGCGCGCUUCUUCGCCGAGAACGAGGGCCUGGACGACUACAUGGAGGCACGCGAGGGCAUGCACCUCAAGAACGUGGACUUCCGUGAGUUCAUGGUGGCCUUCCCGGACCCGGCCCGGCCGCCCUGGUAUGCCUGCUCGUCGGCCUUCUGGGCCGCGGCGCUGCUCACGCUGUCGUGGCCGCUGCGCGUGCUGUCCGAGUACCGCACGGCCUACGCGCACUACCACGUGGAGAAGCUCUUCGGCCUGGAGGGCCCGGGCUCGGCUAGCAGCGCGGGCGGCGGCCUCAGCCCCAGCGACGAGCUGCUGCCCCCGCUCACCCACCGCCUGCCGCGGGUCAACACGGUGGACAGCACGGAGCUCGAGUGGCACAUCCGCUCCAACCAGCAGCUGGUGCCCAGCUACUCGGAGGCGGUGCUCAUGGACCUGGCGGGGCUGGGGGCGCGCUGUGGCGGGGCGGGCAGCGGCUACGCGCCCUCAUGCCGCUACGGCGGGGUGGGCGGCCCGGGCGCGGCGGGCGUGGCUCCCUACCGGCGCAGCUGCGAGCACUGCCAGCGCGCCGUCAGCAGCUCGUCCAUCUUCUCGCGCAGCGCCCUGAGCAUCUGCGCCAGCCCGCGGGCCGGCCCGGGGCCUGGCGGGGGCGCGGGCUGCGGGGGCAGCCGCUUCUCGCUCGGCCGCCUCUACGGCUCUCGGCGCAGCUGCCUGUGGCGCAGCCGCAGCGGGAGCGUCAACGAGGCCAGCUGCCCCACGGAGCAGACGCGGCUGUCCAGCCAGGCCAGCAUGGGGGACGACGAGGACGACGACGAGGAGGAGGCCGGGCCACCGCCGCCCUACCACGACGCCCUCUACUUCCCGGUCCUCAUCGUCCACCGGCAGGAGGGGUGUCUGGGCCACAGCCACCGGCCGCUGCACCGCCACGGCUCCUGCGUAGAGACCUCACUGUGACCUCCGGCCACGGAGCGGCCCGCGCCAUCCUCCCGCCUGCCCCUCGCCGGACUGUGCUCCCUGAGCGGCGCAGGGCGAGUCACCACGGCGACUGAGGCCGCGCAGCGGGGAGGGAAGGGGAGGUGAGGGCCGCAAGACAGACCCGGAUGGGGCUGAGACCCCCGCCCUCCCUGUACAUAAAGAGAUCGAUUGGCGGGUGGGGGUCGGCUGCUCUCCGAGAUCCCCCCCUGGCGGAGUCUCUCUUCCAGCCCCAUCCCUGAGUUCCUAAGGGGACACCUCCCUGCGGUCCAGCCCUUCAGCAGAUCUUCUGUUAGCUGGCAACCGUGCUGUGGGCCCCACGUUGGGCCUCCUCUGAAGGGAGAGGCCCUGGCAUGCCGCUGGGAGAUUUAGAGGCUGUGGAGAAGGAAACUUGGGGGUUUCCUUCCUCUGAGGCCUCACUCCCCUGGGGCCUCUCUCUAUGGAGGGGGCGGUGGUUUGGUGACCAGCAGGCUGGAUUCCAGCUAGCUAAUGCAUUCAGUAGGUCUGAGGCUGGAGCCAGGUGUCAGCCCCAAGCCUCCAUCCAACACCGUGGAAAUGUUUCUGCCCUCUUCUUGGCGCUGACCCCAAAGAUUGGGGUUUCCUUUCUGCCGCUUCCUCCGCUGUUGUUUGUCUAACUGGGCCCCCACUCCGGGUGCAGAGAGACUGUGCUCACCGCACAGACGUCACUCACCUCCAGCCUCCUAGCCCUGCAGAGCUGUUGCCAGAGUGCAGGGCGGCGGGGAGUGAUGUGGAGGGCUGUGUACCUCAGUCCUUUCUCUCAACUCCGCAGCCUCCCGCGGCAGCCUCCUCACCUGGGUUCUGGGUGUGUGCUCCCUUUGGAGAGUGUGAGACGCCACCUGGGCGGCACUGUUUAAAGCUGGCCAGGGCCAGUGACUAAGGGGAGAGAGCAUGACACAGACCUGGGUGACAACGGGGACCUCUGGAAGCGGGUGGGAGAGAGGAGAGGGAAGUUGGGGGUAGAGGAAAAGGACCUCCGAAGGUUGGGGGUGUCUUUGGAGGCGGCCCUCGCCUCCCUAAACCUGUGGGAUCGGAGUGUGCUUGUUCCUCAAACACAUCUCUGGGGGGUUGAGGACAUUGCCAUAAUCCCCAGCUGGAGAAAUAACUCAAUUCCAGUGGCAGGGUCAGAGGCAAGAAUUCUCUACAUCUUGCCCGACCCUUCAAUCCUCUCCUAUCCUAUGAGCUUAAGCCCUGCUGUGUGUCCCAGGGUCUUCAAAGGGGCAUCUUGCCACCACCCCAGGGCACUGGCCCCACAUCCUGUUCCUCCAGAGCUCUGACACCGCCUUCUCUCCCUGUGCUUCCCCUGCCACCUCCACCCCGAUGUGCUUCAGUGUGCAUGUCUGUGAACAGCCCUCCUGCCCUCCCGACUCCCCUGGCUAAAUUUCCCCAGCAGAUUUAGUGCCCAGGGAUUGAGCUCACGUUUCAGGGUAGAGAGGAUAACACUUGGGCCACCCGCAUCUCACCCCUGAUGCUUCUUACUUCACCUGAGCCAUCAGAACUCCUCCUUCCCUCCUUCAGCCCCUCUCAUCUUCCUCCAGCCCAGCCAGGCCUACACAACCAACUGUGUGGCCUCCACCUAUGCAACAUCGCCUCUGGCUCCCCUUCCCUUCUUCCUAGGGGGAAUGCAAGGGGCUCAAAUUGUGGGGAUACCACGGCCUGUGGCUUCUAAAGGGUUUAGCUUUACUUUCAGGUAGAGAUGGCUGAGUGAGGAGGGAGAAGAGAGGCUAGACAGAGGGAGGCUUAGGUGGGGAAACAGCUGCCCACCAGAUUUUCCUGGACAGCAGUGCCCACCUGCCUACCAGCACUGAACCUGCCUGGACCACGAGUCUGUACUCCUUGGGGUGCUGGUGUUUGGAGCACCCCUCUUUCCUCUGAAUGGACAUCUGUGAGGUACAGGUGGUGAGCUGCAGCCUCAGGAUCCAGUUCUUAAGCCAGCUGGCACCUGGAUGUCAUGCUCUGUGUGGUGACAGCCUGGCCACCUCAGGGCUCCAAGGAGGGAGGAAUUUGGCUCCUCCUCCCUCAGGCCUGUUCAUGAGAUGGAGCCGGGUCUCAGAAGAGGGGAAGGGGGACCUCUAUUUUUAAUUUUGCCUGUAUUGACCAUUUCUGCCUAGGUCGUCUCACACAGACAGCCUCACCUCCCACACAUGCACAGACUUAGAGAGAAACCAAUUCUUUGGUCUAUUUUCUUGGUGGCUUUAUUGAUUGCCAAGGAAAACGAAAACCAGAAAAUUAAUCUCUAAAAUUAAACUUUACACUGAAUGUUCUUGUUUCUCUAAUUAGAACCUCUGCUAGCAGCUGUGGCUAUACACACACACACACACACACACACACACACUCACACACACACGUUUGCACUCCAGAACUGUCAGAGGGUGUCAGGCACAGACAGACUCUAGGUUGCCCGGACAGGCACACACAUGCAGAAACUCCCAAGCCCCAUUUGGUGCUCUGCUCAGCGCCUGCUUAGGAGUCCCUGGAGAGCAGGCACUCCUGUACUGGGGUUGUAGCCCGUGACCUGCCCUUUAAGGACACGGGUCUGGAGGCUCUGGGCCAAUCAGUCAGCCCAAGGGGGAUAGGGAAUGGCACUCAGCCCGAAUCAGUUAGUCAGCUAGGUGUCUUGUGGCCCUGGGGGCUGAUGUGAUUCCUGUAGGUGUGGCCCCAGGGUGGGCAGCUACAGAGUGAUGGGGACUCAUGGAGGGCACCUGGAAGGCUCCAUGUGUCCUGGGGACAAGGGCUUGUGGGGUGGGCUGGGCCUGGCUGGGGAGAAGACAGGUCUCUGUCAAUUGGGUGCAUCACACUGUGGCCUUUUUGUCGUGGAUUUAAGCGCAAAGAUUGUACAAAUCAAACUGGUGGAUAAUAAAGUUGUGGAUGACUCACUGA
Sapajus apella (tufted capuchin) is the source of this 4937-nucleotide messenger RNA. RefSeq names its product transmembrane protein 151B (gene TMEM151B). The record is from RefSeq and is a predicted model, not a curated record. Bases 315 to 2021 code for a protein of 568 amino acids. NCBI's taxonomy places the organism in Eukaryota, Metazoa, Chordata, Mammalia, Primates, Cebidae. The transcript has 3 exons.